CUGGUGCACACACUACACACACUGCACUACAUACAUACACUGGUUAUGGAGGCUGCCUAUGGAGCUUCCCCGUGCAGAGAAAUGCUGGCUUGGGUUUAAAAUGGGAUAUAAUUAACAUUUUUAGAGCAUUUGAGUUUUAAAAGUGUCUUCAGAGACUUGAUUUUUAAAAAGUCUUAUUAGGGGAUUUUAAACAACUGAUGUAAUAGCUUUUUUAAAAGGAAUCUUGGUGAAUUAAAAUAGCGAGUCUAAUUACUCGGAUUCUGAACUCCCUGUUUUUUAACCACAAAAAAGGUAUUUUUAAUUGCGCCCUCGUUUUUUUCCCCCACUGGAACCCUGAAACAAGUUGUUCCUGAACUUCUGCCAGUUGCGGAUGGGCCGUUUCUCGCUCACGUGUUGAGCUGCCAGGCGGGGCGUGCGCACACUGUGUUCUCUGCUGCGCGCCCGGUGGUCCCGGUGCGGGUCUCCUGGUCACCUGUGGGCCACUGGGAGGGACGCGCCCACACGCUCCGGCCGCGCCCUGGACAGCUGCGGGGCGGUGGGCCGCUCCAACACCAUGCGUCUUCUGCAGGCUGAGAUGCGUUUGCUCCUGCUCCUGCUGCUGCUGCUCGCUCCAGCGCCCGGGUCCUCGGCUCCCAAAGCGAGGCGGCAGAGUGACACCUGGGGACCUUGGGGCCAGUGGAGCCCCUGCAGCCGGACCUGUGGAGGGGGCAUCAGCUUCCAGGAGCGCUCCUGCUACUCCCAGAGGAGAGAUGGAGGCUCCAGCUGCGUGGGCCCCACCCGGAGCCACCGCUCUUGUCGCACGGAGAGCUGCCCCGACGGCGCCCGUGAUUUCCGGGCCGAGCAGUGCGCGGAGUUCGACGGCGUGGAGUUCCAGGGGCGGCGGUACCGGUGGCUGCCCUAUUACGGCGCCCCAAACAAGUGUGAACUGAACUGCAUUCCCAAGGGGGAGAACUUCUACUACAAGCACAGGGAGGCCGUGGUCGAUGGGACGCCCUGCGAGCCUGGCAAGAGGGACAUGUGUGUGGACGGCAGCUGCCGGGUUGUUGGCUGUGACCACCAGCUGGACUCGUCCAAGCAGGAGGACAAGUGUCUGCAGUGUGGGGGUGACGGCACGACCUGCUACCCCGUCACAGGCACCUUUGACGCUAAUGACCUCAGCCGAGGCUACAACCAGAUCCUCAUAGUUCCCAUGGGUGCCACCAGCAUCCUCAUCGAGGAGGCUGCUGCCAGCAGGAACUUUCUGGCCGUGAAGAAUGUUCAUGGGGAAUACUACCUCAAUGGGCAUUGGACCAUCGAGGCAGCCCGGGCCCUGCCGGCAGCCAGCACCAUCCUGCAUUAUGAGCGGGGUGCUGAGGGGGACCUUGCCCCCGAGCGGCUCCAUGCCCGGGGCCCCACCUCGGAGCCCCUGGUCAUUGAGCUCAUCAGCCAGGAGCCCAACCCCGGCGUGCACUACGAGUACCACCUGCCUCUGCGCCACCCCGGCCCCGGCUUCAGCUGGAACCAUGGCUCCUGGAGUGACUGCAGCGUGGAGUGUGGCGGAGGUCACCAGUCCCGCCUGGUGUUCUGCACCAUUGACCACGAGGCCUACCCAGACCACAUGUGCCAGCGCCAGCCACGGCCGGCUGACCGCCGCUCCUGCAACCUUCACCCUUGCCCGGAGACCAAGCGCUGGAAGUCAGGGCCGUGGGGGUCCUGCUCGGCCUCCUGCGGAGGAGGCUCCCAGUCCCGCCUGGUGUACUGCAUCUCAUCUGACGGGGCUGGCGUCCAGGAGGCGGUGGAGGAGGCUGAGUGUGCCGGGCUGCCUGGGAAGCCCCCUACCGUGCAGGCCUGCAACCUGCAGCGCUGCGCUGCCUGGAGCCCAGAGCCCUGGGGAGAGCAUGCUCCUUGGAAGACCGGCCACCUCUCACUGAGCCCUGUGUGCAUCAGGACUGCCCCCUCCUCAGUGACCAGGCCUGGCAUGUUGGCGCCUGGGGUCUAUGCUCCAAGAGCUGCAGCUCGGGCACUCGGAGGCGACAGGUUAUCUGCGCCAUUGGGCCGCCCAGCCACUGUGGGAGCCUGCAGCACUCCAAGCCUGUGGACGUGGAGCCUUGUAACACACAGCCCUGUCAUCUUCCCCAGGGUAAGGACAGGAGGCCAGGGAGGAGCCUGGCCCCACCUCUCUCUCCCUCGAUAUAUACCCAGCAAGCACGACCUGCCUCGGGGCUUCUGCCUGCACCAUGUCCUCCCUCUGGACCCUGCUUCCCCCACAUCUCCCCGCGCUGAAGCCUUUGCCAUCCUUAAGGCCUGCCUCGCGUGCAGCCCACCAGCCAGCCUUGCUUUCCUCCACCCAGCAGUAGCAUGCUCCCUGCCCCUCCGGCCCUCACUGUAUGCUGUCAUUUCUGUGGGACACUUAGAUUUGUUUCCUUGUGCUGCGCGUGGUGGCUCAUGCCUGUAAUCCCAGCAGUUUGGGAGGCUGAGGUGGGCAGAUCACCAGGUCG
Molecule: messenger RNA, 2477 nt
Organism: Sapajus apella (tufted capuchin)
Lineage: Eukaryota; Metazoa; Chordata; Mammalia; Primates; Cebidae
Product: papilin-like
Exons: 13
Coding region: 554-2434 (626 amino acids)
Biological process (GO): extracellular matrix organization
Cellular component (GO): extracellular matrix
Molecular function (GO): metalloendopeptidase activity
Source: RefSeq, a predicted model, not a curated record